AUGGGAGUCCUCAAGGUUCGAAGCCUACUAUGCUUGCUAUUUAUCAUGCUAAUCCUCUUGGUUCCUGGCUCUGAUGCCAAGACUUGCAAGGAGGCUAGCGAGAGAUAUACCAAAGAUUGCAGUGAUUAUCCAUGUGUUUCGGCCUGCCACAAGGAGGGAUUUGUUGAUGGGAAGUGUGAGAUGCUCUGGGCAAGACCCGUUAUUCUCAGAUGUUUCUGCAUAUCGAAUUCUUGCUGA
This is a messenger RNA of Triticum turgidum subsp. durum (durum wheat), 237 nucleotides long. Lineage: Eukaryota; Viridiplantae; Streptophyta; Magnoliopsida; Poales; Poaceae. The record is from the annotation of a GenBank genome assembly.